GUGGGCAGCUAUGUUUGGGCUCCGUCUGUUGAUUCUAAUAGCCGUUUUCCGCUCUCUGCCUCUUGAUUAAUAUCCACGAUAGCUAUCUUGACUCGAGGAGGUUGCAGCGUGUUCCUUCAGAACCAUGGCGUCAGGCGAACCAAGAGCGAAGAAACUCCGACUGUCAGAUGAGAAAAAGGAGAAGAAAACCCCAGAAAAGAAGACCCCAGAGAAAACUCCAGAGAGUUCAAGGAAAGCCCCGACCAAACUGGGCCCUAAUUCUCUGUUCGGGAUGGGGAACCCCCUGCUGGACAUCUCAGCCGUCGUGGACAAGGACUUCCUGGAGAAGUACGGUCUGAAGCCCAACGACCAGAUCCUGGCCGAGGACAAGCAUAAAGCAUUGUUUGAAGAGAUUGUCAAGAAGUUUAAAGUAGAGUACCAUGCCGGAGGAGCUACACAGAACUCUAUAAAAAUCGCCCAGUGGAUGAUCCAGGAUCCCCACAAGGUGUGUACGUUCUUCGGCUGUAUCGGAGAGGAUAAGUUUGGGGAGAUUCUGAAGCAGAAGGCAGACGAGGCCCACGUGGACGCCUACUACUAUGAGCAGACAGAGGAGCCUACAGGGACCUGCGCCGCAUGCAUCACCGGAGACCACAGGUCCCUGGUAGCUAACCUAGCGGCAGCUAACUGUUAUAAGAAGGACAAACAUCUGGACUUGAAGGAGAACUGGAAACUGGUGGAAAAAGCCAAAGUUUACUAUAUCGCUGGUUUCUUCCUGACUGUGUCUCUGGAGUCCAUACUGAAAGUGGCCAAACACGCUUCUGAGAACAACAAGCUGUUCACUCUGAACCUCUCCGCUCCCUUCAUCUCUCAGUUCUUCAAAGAUGCCCUCAUGGAGGUCAUGCCCUAUGUGGACGUGCUGUUCGGCAACGAGACGGAGGCGGCCACGUUUUCAAAAGAGCAAGGCUUUCAGACUGAGGACAUCGAGGAGAUUGCUAAAAAGGCAGAGGCUCUGCCCAAAGUCAACAAGAAGAGACCGAGAAUCGUUGUCUUUACUCAGGGGAAGGACGGAACCAUCAUGACCAAAGGAGGUGACAAGGUGGAGACGUUCCCAGUGCUGAAGAUUGACCAGAAGGACAUUGUGGACACAAAUGGAGCCGGAGAUGCCUUUGUAGGAGGAUUCCUGUCAGAGUUGGUCCAGGACAAGGAGUUGGAACAGUGUGUGAAAGCAGGACACUACGCUGCCAACGUCAUCAUCAGACGAGCAGGAUGCACCUUCCCCGAAAAACCAGACUUCCACUGAUGACCUGUAACCUUAAUUGCUGACCUCUUACCCCUACCCCUAACCCAUCCACCCUUACCUUCCAACUGAAUGAAACCAGGUCCCCCCUGUCCUUUUUUUUCUUUCAACCAUCCAUCCAUGCCUUCAUCCAAUCCAUCCAUAUAUCUGUCAUUGCUUUCAUCCCUUCUUCCCUUGUCUUUCUGCAACCAGACUUCUGUGCCUAUUCUUCUUGUCCUACGCUAGAGGAUGCUCUCGGGCCACACUGCCUGAUACAGCAGUAUCUGUUUAUACUGAUGUUCAACUGCCCUCCCUAAGAACUUCUGAAGUCUACUGCCCUCUGUAAACACAGUUAGACCUUAGGUACCAACGUAAUACUGCCGAUUCACAGUUAACUAUCAGCCUCUCAAUAAACUGUCAUGUUUACACACACUG
Molecule: messenger RNA, 1690 nt
Organism: Oncorhynchus keta (chum salmon)
Lineage: Eukaryota; Metazoa; Chordata; Actinopteri; Salmoniformes; Salmonidae
Product: adenosine kinase-like
Exons: 11
Coding region: 125-1279 (384 amino acids)
Biological process (GO): purine ribonucleoside salvage
Cellular component (GO): nucleus; cytosol
Molecular function (GO): adenosine kinase activity
Source: RefSeq, a predicted model, not a curated record